AUGAAUCAUUGCGCGAGUCCGCUGGGCACUCGACAACGCGUUCUUGUGGUAUCUCUCCUGUAAAGGCUCUUCGCUGAGUUACACGUGGGGAGUCCGAACACAUUGCUAUCUCACUAAAGAUCCAAAUCUGAGGAUGGCGAGUGAGGACGUGGAGCGUCUGCUGAUCCAGUUUCAGGAUGAAGAAGGGGAAGUUCUGGGCUCUCCUUUCGAUGUCCCUUUGGACAUCACCCCGGACAAACUACAGCUGGUCUGCAAUGCUCUGCUGCAGAAGGAUGAGCCAGUGCCACUGGCGUUCUUUGUGCGUGGCGAGGCUGAGGUGGUGUCCAGUCUGAGACUGUGCGUGCAGGCUCUCGGGGUGGAGACGGAGCAGGUCGUGCCGGUGGUAUACCAGCCUCAGGCCGUGUUCAGGGUUCGAGCUGUGGCCCGCUGUACCAGCACCCUACAGGGACACACAGAAGCUGUCAUCUCGACUGCAUUCAGCCCCACUGGCAAAUACCUGGCCAGCGGCUCAGGUGAUACCACAGUACGUUUUUGGGACUUGACUACUGAGACUCCCCACCACACUGCCAGAGGACACACCCAUUGGGUACUGUGCAUCACCUGGUCACCUGAUGGCAAGAAGCUGGCUUCAGGGUGCAAGAACAGUCAGAUCUGUCUGUGGGAUCCAGCGACGGGUAAACAGAUCGGAAAGACUUUGACCGGACACUCCAAGUGGAUCACUUGGCUCAGCUGGGAACCUCUUCACCUUAACCCAGAGUGUCGGUACUUAGCCAGCAGCUCUAAGGACGGCUCAAUACGUGUCUGGGACACGGUGCUGGGACGCUGUGAGAAGAUCAUGACCGGACACACUCAGUCAGUAACCUGUGUGAAGUGGGGAGGAGACGGACUUCUUUACACUUCCUCCCAGGACAGAACGGUGAAAGUUUGGAGAGCCAAAGACGGUGUACAGUGCAGGACUCUGCAGGGUCACGCCCACUGGGUGAACACCCUGGCUCUCAGCACAGACUACGUCCUGCGCACGGGAGCUUUUGAACCUGCUUCCGCCACCAUCAACCCCCAGGACGUCACCGGAUCGCUGGAAGAGCUGAAGGAGAGGGCUUUGCAGAGAUAUAAUAAAGUUAGGAGUUCAGCUCCAGAGCGCUUGGUGUCGGGCUCCGACGAUUUCACCAUGUUCCUGUGGAACCCCGCAGAAGAAAAGAAACCUCUGGCCAGGAUGACUGGACACAGCGCUCUGGUCAAUGAAGUGCUCUUCUCCCCCGACAGCAGGCUCAUCGCGUCCGCCUCAUUUGACAAGUCCAUUAAAAUUUGGGACGGACGCACUGGGAAGUACCUAUUAUCCCUGCGGGGUCACGUGGGAUCCGUGUAUCAAGUGGCGUGGUCGGCAGACAGCAGGCUGCUGGUCAGCGGCAGCAGUGACAGCACACUUAAAGUUUGGGACAUCAAGACGGGGAAGCUGAACAUGGACCUGCCCGGCCACGCUGACGAGGUUUAUGCAGUGGACUGGAGUCCCGAUGGACAAAGAGUGGCCAGUGGAGGGAAAGACAAAUGUCUCCGAAUAUGGAGGAGAUAGCCGCACCUCGGUUCCCCUUCCUAGCUCACAUCUCCUCCUAUCAAGAAGCGCGAGAGCUGGAGCGAAGACGGCUAGACUGUACCUAAAAUGUUGCAGCUUUGGCUUUGUUACAAAGUCUGUGAAAAAAAGGCAUUGUGUGAGGGAGCUCUAACCGAGCCGUGAUGCCUUCUCCGGGUCUGAAACAUUCCAGCGGGAGUUAACACUGAAACAGUGUUUAGUCGAAUGGUAGUUGAACUCAUGACACAUUAAGAGCAUUGCCAUUAGAAGCUACAUUUUAAAAUGUACGUCAAUGCCGGCAACUCCAAUUCAAACGUCCGGGGCUCCGACGUGUAACGAGUUUAAAGCCUUGUUUAGGUGCAACGCCUACUUGCAGAAACGACACAUUCAUUUCUAAAUACAGAAUAUAAUGAGAUGCAUACAUUGAGAUAAAAUGAUGUAGCCGAACUAGAGGAACUUCGUACUGCAGGUAGCAGGUGGAGCAGUGCGGCAUUAGGUGUGGGCGUUUAAUACUUUGCUCUGUGAUUUUAAUGCCGACCACACUCGGCGUUCCCCAUCAGCCUUUAAUCUUCUCUGCGGUCAGCAAAGACUCAACCUGCUCAUUUCUUCUGCUGCUGUGAAGCAAAGCUUUGAACUCUCUGAUUCUCCCUCUGAGAGAAAAAUGAAUGUUCUUCAAUGAAUUCAUUGAUGCAAAUAAAUAUUUACAUCAACCAUAA
This is a messenger RNA of Gasterosteus aculeatus aculeatus (three-spined stickleback), 2283 nucleotides long. It is a transcript of the gene nle1, whose product is annotated as notchless homolog 1 (Drosophila). The record is from RefSeq and is a predicted model, not a curated record. Gene Ontology annotation, cellular component: nucleolus. Lineage: Eukaryota; Metazoa; Chordata; Actinopteri; Perciformes; Gasterosteidae. Gene Ontology annotation, molecular function: protein binding. Gene Ontology annotation, biological process: ribosomal large subunit assembly; Notch signaling pathway.